UCCUGAAAUGUUAAGGUAGAGAAAUAGAAAGGGUGGCUGAGUUUCUGAGAAGAGAAGAAACUAGCAAUUGUGGAUAAGAGGAUUUUGUAGCGAUUGGAUUUGGGAAGACAGCUGACUGUCCAGGUAAACACACACAUAAUGCAUCCAGGUACACUUGGCUGGAUUAACAUACCCCGGGUCAGUGCUGCUAAACCUUCCUCUCAGUUUUGCUCUUGUGUGCAAGGGCUUCUUCAAAUCACUGCCUCAGUACCAGCAAUUAAUGCAACCCUAUAUCUUUUUGAGACCCGGUUUUUAAGUAUUUUAAUUUUUUUUUUGACAUAAUACAAGUGUCUUGGACGACAUGUUGCAGAGAAAAUAUGGUUCUGGAGAUUAACAUCAGAGAAUGAAUUGACAGGAUUUGAAGGGGGCAGGUUGUGAUUCACUUCUGAUUCACUGAGGAGGAUGCGCUGUAGCGUUGGUAAUUGCGAUCCAUUGCUGACCUGCCCAUUUUCCUUCAGAUAACUGAAGAAAAAACAAAAACAAAUCUACAAACUGCUGCACCAUUUUUAUUCCAGCUUGAAGCGUUCACCGUGUUUAAAAGCGUCAAAUCAAGUUUUUGAGCUUUACAUCUUCCUUUGUGAGAAACUGAGAAAAAAAAUGUACAAUUUAGCACUCCUAAUGGCAAACAAAUGAAUCUUUUUAUAUCCAGAAAAAUUAUGCAUCUCAGCGGCGGUGCUGAGCCAGCCUCUGCGUGAAAAUGCCCGCGGACUGGACUCGGAUGAAGGAUGAAACUCCGGAUUGGAAAAAUGUUGCUAGGAGACCUGACAUCAGUUGUUUUUUUUUUUUUCUCCCUCUCUCUCACAUUCCCCAGCCCACGUGUGUAUUCGCUCGGUAUAAAGCCAGCGGGAGCUCUCGUCCUUCAGAAGAGAUCACCGAGAGGACUCCCCUUUCAAAGAGGGGAGAAAAGAUUAGGAGGUGUCGGCUAAAGUCUCACACGUGGAUUUUUGUUAUUUUUUUCCCCGCUCCCUGUAUUCAGUUUUUUUUUUUUUUUUCUCUCCUUGAUUCCGGGAAGGUUCUGUGCGGCACGGGGCAUGCUCUGACGUUUCUGUCCGCUUAAGGAUUUUGUGAAAUUACUUAACACCUUAAUGUCUAUCUGCAAGUCGAAAGGAGCAGACCUUUGCUGAUUGCUAGCCACAUCUGCAUUUAAAACUCUUCAUUAGCGCUUUAUUAGUUUUUUUCUUUCUCCCACUGAAAUGUGGAAUGCCACUGAACUUCUCUUCAACCUGUCUGAGGUGAACGGUUCCAUGGACGGAGGUGAGGAUGGGGAGCAUCCGUUUUUGACGGACGCCUGGCUGGUGCCUCUCUUCUUCUCUCUCAUCAUGCUGGUGGGGCUAAUUGGGAACUCCCUGGUCAUCUAUGUGAUCUCCAAGCACAGGCAGAUGAGGACCGCCACCAACUUCUACAUAGCUAACCUGGCAGCCACAGACAUCAUCUUCCUGGUGUGCUGUGUCCCCUUCACUGCCACACUCUAUCCCCUGCCCAGCUGGAUCUUUGGGGACUUCAUGUGCAAAUUUGUCGCUUUUCUCCAGCAGGUCACCGUCCAGGCCACCUGCAUCACGCUGACCGCCAUGAGCGCCGACCGCUGCUACGCCACCGUCUACCCCCUCAAAUCCCUGCGCCACCGCACCCCCCGCGUCGCCAUGAUCGUCAGCAUCUGCAUCUGGAUCGGGUCCUUCAUCCUGUCCACGCCCAUCUUCAUGUAUCAGCGGAUCGAGGAGGGCUAUUGGUACGGCCCCAGGCAUUACUGCUCUGAGGAGUUCCCCUCCAAGGCCCACGAGAAGGCCUUCAUCCUCUACCAGUUCAUAGCCGUCUACCUCCUGCCCGUUCUCACCAUCUCCCUCUGCUACUCCUUCAUGCUGAAGAGGGUUGGGCAGCCCGCAGUGGUGCCCGUGGACAAUAAUUACCAGGUCCAUCUCCUCUCCGAGCGGACCAUAGGCAUACGGAGCAAGAUCUCCAAGAUGGUGGUGGUGAUCGUCCUCCUGUUUACCAUCUGCUGGGGCCCCAUCCAGCUCUUCAUCCUGUUCCAGUCCUUCUAUCCCAACUACAAGGACAACUACACCACGUACAAGAUCAAGACCUGGGCCAACUGCAUGUCCUACGCCAACUCCUCCAUCAACCCCAUAGUCUACGGCUUCAUGGGGGCCAGCUUCCGAAAGUCCUUCAAGAAGGCCUUCCCCUUCCUGUUCAAGCAGAAGGUGCGGGACAGCAGCGUGACGUCCCGCACGGCCAACGCCGAGAUGAAGUUCAUCGCCACCGACGCCACCGGCGAGCCGCAGUGAAGGACAGCCGAACAGCAGGUGGCGCUACAGUAAGCAACGCGAGGCCUCUCUGGGGUUCCGUUAGGCUGGAAACACAAAACACAGGCCAGGGCAUUGUGGUGAAUAUUGAAAGGGGUGGCUGCAUACUGCUAAUGUGGCCAAUUCUGUCAUCUAUCCUACUGCUGCCACUAGAAAAAAAUAUAUAUUACCAGGCAAAAGUAUAGGAUAGAAACUUAGAAGGAGUUGUGGGGAUGUGGCAGGCUUGUCUUACAGAAUGAGAAGGAAUCAGAUUUAUUCAUGAGAUGACUUUAAAUUUGUCUGUAAAAUACUUCAGCUUGUAAAUAUGUCUUUACUGGCCAAUGGACAGUUGAGGAGGAGAGCUUAGUUUUCUGUGUACUGUACAUGCAAAUAUGUGUGGAACAGUACUACUAAAGGAAAAGAGGGUGACCUAUUUAUUUCAGAACAUUUUUUUGUAGGUGGGGAAAAUAUUGAGUUAGAUGCGCUUGCAUAACAUUCUUAUAAUUUUAACAAAGGAUCAUUGUCACUGUACAGGAAGCAAAGAUAACAGCAAAGAUAAGCAGGCAUAUUCACAUAUUUUUACGAAUGUGGGGCAAUAAAGAAAUGCUACUUUCCCAUGCACUCUUAGUAAUGGGGUUUUGAUGCCCUCAAUAAAAAGAAAAGAAAAGAACACACACUUCAAGUGCUCUUUUCCUUUCCCUACACCACAUUCAGUACUGGAAAUCUGAGAUACCUUUUUUCAUAAAAAUGUCUAAAAAUGGUCUUUUAUUUUAUUUAAUUUCAUAUGAAACUGUUUUCUUACUAUUAGCAUUCCAGCUAAUUGAAAGAUCUUUUUUUGUCUAAAAAUGGUCUUUUAUUUAAUUUAAUUUCAUGUGAAACUGUUAAAUUACAGCGAAUAGAAAGCAAACUACAAAUAAGCCAUGUUCAAAUGAAAAUUUGCGUUCACAGCAAAUGUGUAAGAAAUAAUAAGACAACAUGGCACUGGGUUUGUUUUCAUUGUAGAUUCAUUCAUCAAGGCUUGGCAACGUUCUCCUGGAUAUUUACAUGAAAUACAUAGUUAAUAUCAGCGAGGCAAAGAAAAAACAAAACAGGGCAACAGUCGGUAUGGAUUAGUAUCGUUUAUCAUUCCAAAUGGUGACAGGCGUGUCAAGAUACGCGCCUGGGCGUGAUAAAUGGAGAGCUGGAACAGAAACAAAAGCCAAAUAAACCGCCGUUUAUCUGGAAGCCGGGCAAAUUGAGGAUUCCAGAAUUGGAUUCCCCGGCCCGUUGGUCUGGCGCUCCGUAGGCAUUUAAUGCGCGGGAGCUUGCUCAAGAAAGGAGUCUGCCUGACGAGGCGUGGAGGGUGUUGGUUCCGUGCCGACUUCAACACCUCCCUGUGUACACAGGCUGCAGGUUUUUGGCCGUCGCCCCCCUAUCUAUCACUCUUUCGAUGGAAAUUUUUUUUUUUUUAAUCUCUGCUUACAAGCUUUAUCUUGGGUGACUCAGACCGUCAUUUCCUGUCCCGUUCGCCCGUUUGAUCGUUCUAAAAAACGUAAAGCGCGGACUCCUGUACUCAUAUUCGAUAUUCCCUUUCUUAUCUGUUUCUUUUUUUUAUUUUUUUAUUUGUGUGGAACAUGCAUUAAAGUGUUCUGGCGUGUAUGUUAACACUAAAGUCCCCAUUUGCUAUCACAGCGAGGCCGUUUGUAUUUGAAUUUGCAUGGCACCCGCUGCACCCCUCUCCUACGGCUGUUAGGAGAUUCCCUUUUCUGCCAAGGCCGGUUAUGGGUUCGUAAACCUGGGGAAAUGAGUCACGUUUUUAAAGCAGGAGUUUUAUGUAAAUGCACAAAAAUGCCCCCUUACCACAAAAAAAAGAAAAAAAAAGAAAAAAAGCUUUCUGUACAAACCGGGGGAACUAACGUACGACUUGAUUAAAAUCUCAAUGCUGUAUUCAUUUAAACAUGGACAGAAAUAACCAUUCAGUAAUGGCGUCUUUCAAAGAUUAUAAACGAUACAAUAUUGGUUUUUGAAAGUGAUGGCCCUACGGCUAUUUUUAAAAAAUUUUUAAUGGCCAUUUCAAUUCAAACACGUUGCCUUGGCUUUUUCAGUUCCAUCCCAAGGGGAACAUCAUGUUCUCAGGAGCCUGCAGAGCAGAGAUAUGCAAAUGCUGCGUUGCGAGGGCCAAUGAUUUGGAACAAUCCAGAAGCUCAAUUUAUUGCCAUGACAUGAAACAUUAGUUGAAUAUAAUUAGUUCCCUUGGGAAACUAGGAGACGUUAAAGAAAAUGCCUACGUCUGCACGGUAACUACUACCAGGUUUACCUGAAGACUGCACGGGCUCGAAAGCUCCCACAAUCCGCGGAUGGUUAGACCACCUUUAUGUGGCCCCCAAUCUGUUGCCUGAAACAAGACAUUUGUUUCAGCGAGACGCCGUCUGUCUCGAAUGUGCCAAUGUCGUUUGUGUCCGUGUGCGAGACGCAAUCGACAAACUGUCCCGCGUGUGUAUAAACAGCAUCAAUCUCGCUCUGUUUUCUGCUCUUAAAUAAUGGCGAUAAAGUUGUGUUUUCACCAGCUGCGUAGACAGGUCAAUCCGUAACUUAGGCUUCAAUGGUAUAUACAGUCAUACGUCUUUGUUCAUUUGUAACUUUUGACACAUUUCAUAAACAUCCAAUUAAAUGUUAGUUCUGUUAGAAGGUAAUAGUGCUGUAUCUUCAAUCACGGUUUUUUAUUUAUUUAUAGCAUUUGGAGUGGAGUUGAUUGCAAAAGAUUGAUUAAAGAACUAGACCGAUGUGAUGCUUUCAAACAACCGCCCAAAACCUUCUACCAUUUCCACAUUUGUGUCUCAACAUCGUCUCAGAAGUCCAAAAGGCAAUGCCACACUUGUGUCAAAUGUUAGAUUCACGUGUUACAUGGAGACACUGUAGCCUGUUGUUGCUGUCGUUCUUCAUGUUUUUGUCUGUGCUCUCUCUCAGGUUUAUGAAUAAAUGUACAAAUGUGAAAAGA
Molecule: messenger RNA, 5292 nt
Organism: Anguilla rostrata (American eel)
Lineage: Eukaryota; Metazoa; Chordata; Actinopteri; Anguilliformes; Anguillidae
Gene: kiss1ra
Product: KISS1 receptor a
Exons: 5
Coding region: 1233-2318 (361 amino acids)
Biological process (GO): neuropeptide signaling pathway
Cellular component (GO): plasma membrane
Molecular function (GO): G protein-coupled peptide receptor activity
Source: RefSeq, a predicted model, not a curated record